UAAAGGGAGGAGAAAAGAGAGAGAGAGGCAGGCGCCGUAUAAAAGAAGCACCCUCGAGGUUUCUAAAAUUUAUACCAAAACUUCAUAGGUGAGGACGCUCAGCAGAUCUGACAUUUGCUCUUUGGUGAUGGACCCAGAAGAGACUUCAGGUUACCUGGAUUAUUACUAUGCCACCAGCGCCAACCCUGACAUGAAGGAGCCCCGCCCCCGUGUUCCUCACGCGUCCGCCUUCCUUCCAGUCUUCUACUCCGCAGUGUUCCUGGCCGGAGUGCUGGGGAACCUUGCGCUCAUGGCAGCGCUGCACUUCAAACCCGGCAGCAGGCGGCUGAUCGACGUCUUCAUCAUCAACAUGGCCGCGUCCGACUUCAUCUUCCUUGCCACGCUGCCCCUCUGGGUGGACAAAGAAGCAUCCCGAGGGCUGUGGAGGACGGGCUCCUUCCUGUGCAAAGGCAGCUCCUACGUGAUCUCCGUGAACAUGCACUGCAGCGUCUUCCUGCUGGCGUGCAUGAGCGCGGACCGCUGCCUGGCCAUUGUGUGGCCGGCGCUGUCCAGGAGGCUCCGGCGGAGGGACGGCGCCCGUGCGGCCUGCGCCGGCGCCUGGCUGCUCUCCGGCCUGCUGGGCUUGCCCACCCUUCUGUCCAGGGAGCUCACGCUGCUCGGCGGUAAGCCAUACUGUGCGGAGAAAAAGGCAACGCCAGGGAAACUCACGUGGUCGCUGGUGGCCUUGAUUUUCACCUUCUUCGUCCCGUUGUUGAGCAUUGUGACCUGCUACUGUUGCAUUGCGAGGAAGCUGUGCGCCCAUUACCAGCAGUCAGGAAAGCAUAACAAAAAGCUGAAGAAGUCCAUCAAGAUCAUCUGCAUCGUCGUGGCGGCCUUUCUCGUCUCCUGGCUGCCCUUCAAUACCUUCAAGCUCCUGGCCAUUGUCUCUGGGCUGCAGCGAGAACGCUAUCCUCCCUCAGCCAUUCUGCAGUUUGGCAUGGAGGUGACUGGGCCCUUGGCGUUUGCCAACAGCUGUGUCAACCCCUUCAUUUACUAUGUCUUCGACAGCUAUAUCCGCCGGGCGAUCGUGCACUGCCUGUGCCCUUGCCUGAAAAACCACGACUUUGGGAGUAGCACUGAGACAUCAGAUAGUCAUCUCUCUAGGGCUCUCUCCACCUUCAUUCAUGCGGAAGAUUUUACCAGGAGGAGGAAGAGAUCUGUGUCACUCUAAAGGGAACUGUGACAUUUCCAGCUCUGUCAUGGGUUAAGCAGUUAAUUUUUGUCAGCCACAAAGAAAGAAGUGUUAAUGAUAGGAUUCACAUUGCUUCGUAGAUGCAAGGAAGACUUAAUUUUUAAAGCAAGGAGCAUGAAAAGUCUCCAUGUUGUGGUUAUAAUUAGGCAUGUGCUGUUUUCUCAGCUGAGCAGCCUUCUUCAACCCUUGCCAAUCAAGUCCACCAGACAAAAUCCAACUCCCAUCUGUCCUUAAACUCUUGGAUAAAGGCUCCAGCUUGAACCAGUCCCUUUCUUCAUGAUUGUUAAUGGGCAUUUGGGCCUUUCCUCUCUGAAGAACCUUGGUACCUUCAAUCCUACCAUCCUUCAGACUGAGCUCUAAAUUGGACUACAUUUAAAUGAUUCUGCCUACUUUCAUCUGAUGAGAAAUGCAGUAACAAUGCAGGUAACAACAAUAUAAUAUACCUGCACUCUGUAAUUAAUUGUUUCUGAGUUACUAACCUAGAUUCUGACCUCAAUCUUUAAAGCUGUAUAUAGUGAUUCUUCAUCAUCUUCCAACAUUGUGCUUCAUCCUAUGCUUAUUCAUAAUGACUUUGGACCGGCAGAAAAAAAAACUCAUGGGGAUUUUGUAUAGUGUAUGUGAUUUCGGACUUCCUUUAUCAUGCAGUCUUCUAGUAUUUUAACACGUAAGCAUAUGGCAAGAUUUGACCUCUGUUUGCUUUAUAAGAUAUUGAUAGAAAUGUGUCCCAUUCAUAAUGGUGUAGUAACUAUUUUUUAAUGGGGUUUUACUAUGCUCUUUUGUUUUCAUUGCCUUUAUAAAUUAGGAUUUGACUUUGCUUUAAUUACAUGUUUUUAAUUACCCAGUUAUCUAGUUAUCACAUGAAAAUGUUGUUACUAAUAUAAUUGGAACUCAUCAAAUGCUUAGCUCUACCCCCGUGCAGAUUAUCAUUUUGUAUUUUAAUUAAAAUGUUGGUGCUACACAUUCCCUAUACCAUCAUUUGCUUGGUGCAUAUAAUUUCAAGAUAAGAUCCAGACUGCUCUGUAUUCAGCGGAAGUAGAAAAUCUCUAACAAAGAUGUCAUUAGUAUUUUAUAUACGUUUUUUCCAUACCCAGAAACCUUCUUGAAUUCCUUUACCCAAUAAAUAUUUAUUGAGUCAAUUUGUACCUAUAUUCUUUUUGAAGACUUUGAUGUGAAAAACAUGUAAUUAAUGGCAACCACAAAGACUCGGCAGCAGCAAGCAUGCUAUUGUAAACAUCUUUGAUUCAAGAGAAAGAGGGUUAUGUGUUUACCUCCACUGUUGACUUGAAUGAAUUAACAUCUUACUUCUAAAUAUUAGGUUUGAAAAUCAAAAAAAGCUUAGAAUUCUUUCAAAGACUAGCCAAUUUAAUUUCAUCCCAUGUAUCUUUCACAUUAAGAGAAACUUCAAAUAUUGAACAUCUCCCUGUAACCUAAUUAGAAGCUGAAAAUACAGAUUUUGGUUUUAUAAAUUGGCUAACUUGUUAAUUUUUCUUAAACUGUUAUUAAAUAAAAAUAUAAUUUCCUUACAUGUGUAUUCUUCUGUAUUAAUUUCUAACAGCAUAUUAAUAUUAAUACUAAUUCUAGUAAGCUUUUAGUAAAUUAUUAUGGUUGUAGAAAAAAAAGACCAGGUAAAUAAUAACAAACACAUCUUCUUGGAAAACUUCAAAACUAAAUUCAGUGCAAUUGAAUAGAGCUCCCAAAGGUAAACAGAAACAAAAUAUAUAAGGUA
Messenger RNA from Cebus imitator (Panamanian white-faced capuchin), 2957 nucleotides. RefSeq names its product G protein-coupled receptor 15 (gene GPR15). The transcript has a single exon. The record is from RefSeq and is a predicted model, not a curated record. Gene Ontology annotation, molecular function: G protein-coupled receptor activity. Bases 128 to 1210 code for a protein of 360 amino acids. Lineage: Eukaryota; Metazoa; Chordata; Mammalia; Primates; Cebidae. Gene Ontology annotation, cellular component: membrane. Gene Ontology annotation, biological process: immune response; G protein-coupled receptor signaling pathway.